AAAGCCUCUUCCCCGUCACGCAGUGUGUCCCUUUACCCUCCGAUAGUCACCCCACAUUCUCAUUAGAGAGGGCAGCCACAUCCCUGCUGCACAUUAAACCUCUCCAUCAGAUCCCUUUCUGCAUUGCUCUUACUCAGAUUCACUUCUGCCCACCUGAGCGCUCCCUGUCAUGUCUGACAACGAGGAAGCGGUGGAGGAGUAUGAGGAGGUGGUGGAUGAAGAGGAAGCCGCUGAAGCAGGGGAGCAGGGGGUAGAGGAGGAGGUGGAAGAAGAGGUGGAGGAAGAGGUGGAGGAAGAGGAGGUGGAGGAGGUGGAGGCAGAACAUCAGGAGGUGGAGGAAGAGACCGUGCAGGAGGAGGACGAGCCUGCUGCAGAGGAAGAGGGCGAUGAAGAGCAAGAUGGAGAAGAGGAAGCAGAGGACGGAGAAGAGGAGGCCAAACCGAAAUUUAAGCCAUUUAUCAUGCCCAACCUCAUCCCUCCUAAGAUCCCAGAUGGAGAGAAGGUGGAUUUUGACGAUAUACAUCGUAAAAGGAUGGAGAAAGACCUGAUGGAGCUUCAGACUUUGAUUGUGGUUCACUUUGAGAGCAGGAAGAAGGAAGAAGAGGAGCUCAUUCAUCUCACAGAUAGGAUUGAGAAGCGUCGUUCUGAGCGCGCUGAGCAGCAUAGAAUCCGCAGUGAGAGAGAAAAAGAACGACAGAAACGUCUUGAGGAUGAGAGAACUCGUAAGGAGGAUGAGGAGGCCAAGAGGAGAGCAGAUGAUGAGGCUAAAAAGAAGAAAACACUCACCAGCCUCCAUUUUGGAGGUUACAUGCAGAAGUUGACAGAAAAGCGGAGUGGUAAGAGGCAGACUGAGAGAGAGAAGAAGAAGAAGAUCCUGAGUGACAGACGCAAAGGUCUGGACAUCGAGCACAUGAGCCAGGACGGACUCAAGGCGAAAGCUCAAGCGCUGUGGGAGUGGAUGAACGAGCUGGAGGCUGAGAAGUUUGAACUGCAGUACCAGUUAACUAGUCAGAAAUAUGAGAUUAAUGUGCUGAGGAACCGCGUCAGCGACCAUCAGAAAACAUCCAAGAGGACCAAAAGAGGCCUGAGGAAAUAACUGCAGACAUGCUGAGUGAGCAGUGUGGGCCCUAACCAUAAGUCUCGCCCAGCAGCCACUGCUUCAAACCAAGCCCUGGCUUUCCUGGCACACCUAUAGUACCACCUGGUCCCACAAUACCAUCACCGACAACACUCAUUAUAUCCAUUUUCCAUCCCCCGUGGUUUUCCUCCUAUUACCAUUUGUAAUGGCAAUUUCGUUGUGACAUGCCAACUAUACCCAUAAAAUGGCUCCUACACCAUCCAUUGAAUCCCCUGUGUUUAAGGGUGUAAAUAAAUUCUUAUUUCAAUCAA
Messenger RNA from Trematomus bernacchii (emerald rockcod), 1389 nucleotides. It is a transcript of the gene tnnt2a, whose product is annotated as troponin T type 2a (cardiac). Bases 170 to 1096 code for a protein of 308 amino acids. The transcript is spliced from 16 exons. Gene Ontology annotation, cellular component: troponin complex. The record is from RefSeq and is a predicted model, not a curated record. Gene Ontology annotation, molecular function: troponin C binding; troponin I binding; tropomyosin binding. Gene Ontology annotation, biological process: sarcomere organization; regulation of muscle contraction; cardiac muscle contraction. NCBI's taxonomy places the organism in Eukaryota, Metazoa, Chordata, Actinopteri, Perciformes, Nototheniidae.